Aspergillus luchuensis is the source of this 1602-nucleotide messenger RNA. RefSeq names its product putative choline transporter Hnm1. The coding region runs from base 1 to 1602 and encodes 533 amino acids. NCBI's taxonomy places the organism in Eukaryota, Fungi, Ascomycota, Eurotiomycetes, Eurotiales, Aspergillaceae. Gene Ontology annotation, biological process: transmembrane transport. Gene Ontology annotation, molecular function: transmembrane transporter activity. The record is from RefSeq and is a predicted model, not a curated record. The transcript has 13 exons. Gene Ontology annotation, cellular component: membrane.
AUGGACAAUUCCAUAAAAUCUGCGGCGCCCAUUGCCCAGCCCCUUGAUGAUAAAGAGUCUGGCAAUAUUCGGGUCCAGAAUGCAGAUGAAUUGCGCCUGGCGCAGAUGGGCCAUAAGCAAGAGCUGAAACGUCACUUUUCAGUAUGGAGUCUCAUCGGUCUGGCUGCAAAUUGUACCAUUUCCUGGACUGGACUUGGCCUAGGUCUCAUCACUUCCAUCAACGCUGGCGGUCCCGGUGCCCUUAUCUACGGAUUUAUCCUCGUCUUUAUCCUGCAAUGCUUUCUGGGAACAUCACUAGCGGAGUUUGUUUCUGCGUACCCAGUCGAAGGUGGGAUGUAUCACUGGAUUGCAGCCAUUGCUCCGAAACGUUACAGCAAUGUGUUAAGCUUUGCGACUGGCUGGAGCACAGUGUUCGGCUGGAUAUUUACCACUGCCUCUACGAACCUCGUUUACUCGUCGAACUUUAUCGCCCUCAUUGCCUUGUACAGACCCAACCUUGUUGUGCAGCCUUGGAUGACUUUCGUUGCGUACCAAGGGUUCAACGUCAUAACCUCUGGAAUCGUCAUGUUUGGCAAUAAGUGGAUGCCAGCAAUCAACAAAUUCUCGUUAUGCUACCUUCAACUGGCCUGGUUUGCCAUCCUGGUCACCGUCGCAGCCACUGCUCCCAAGCACAAUGACACAGAAUUCGUCUUUCGAACCUGGAUCAACGAAACCGGUUGGAAGAACAAUGUCGUCUGUUUCAUAACGGGCCUAGUCAACCCUCUGUACAGUCUAGGCGGCCUAGAUGGGAUCACUCACAUCACCGAGGAAAUGCCAAACCCAGGAAGAAACGCUCCUUUAGCCCUAGCUUGCACACUCGCCAUAGCUUUCGUCACCGGCUUCACCUACCUUCUCAGCCUUAUGUUCUCCGUCCAGGACUACGCAAGCCUCGCCGACUCCCCAACAGGUCUUCCCCUCGCAGAGCUCUUUCGCCAGGCAACCCAAAGCCGCGGAGGUGCCUUUGCCCUCGUCUUCCUUCUCUGGGUUGCAGUCGGACCAUGCGUGAUCGGCUCACAGCUGAGCACCGGGCGAAUGCUCUGGGCAUUUGCCAGAGACGACGGACUUCCCUUCUCUAAGUUUUGUUCCAAAGUCAACAAACGAUUCGGAGCUCCCAUCAACGCCCAGCUAUGCGUGGGUAUCAUCAUUGCACUUUUAGGCUGUAUCUACCUUGGUUCCAGCACCGCAUUCAACUCGAUGAUGAGUUCUGCUGUAACAAUCAACAACAUCGCCUACCUCGUCCCCAUCCUCACAAACGUUCUCCUUGGUCGCAAAACCAUGCACCGUGGCCCAUUCUCAUUAGAAUACGUAUCAGGAAUGACGGUCAAUAUUAUCACUGUUGCAUGGCUGGUCUUUGCAAUUGUGUUUUUCUCGUUUCCUUAUGAUAUGCCUGUUACUGCCUCGAAUAUGAAUUAUACGUGUGUAUGUGUCGGUGGGUUCCUGCUGCUGGAGCUAUUGUGGUGGAUUGUGGCGGGAAAGAAGUAUUCGAGACGGAUGGAGAAGGUAAGGGAGGAAGAGAAGAAUGCCUCGCAGGCGGUGGUGGUUGACCUUGUGGGGAAGAGCUGA